Messenger RNA from Euleptes europaea (tarantolino), 1424 nucleotides. It is a transcript of the gene SPATC1L, whose product is annotated as spermatogenesis and centriole associated 1 like. The transcript is spliced from 5 exons. The record is from RefSeq and is a predicted model, not a curated record. NCBI's taxonomy places the organism in Eukaryota, Metazoa, Chordata, Lepidosauria, Squamata, Sphaerodactylidae. Bases 1 to 1356 code for a protein of 451 amino acids.
AUGACCGAGGAGUGGAUGAAAAGAAUUCAGGAAGAAAACGCGCACCUAAAAAAUCAAAUCAGGCUACUGAAGGAGAACUAUGAAUUACGCGUAAUGUUGGGUCAGCAGUGUGAGAACAGCAUGCAAGGGCAGUUCUUAGCUUCUCACAUCCCUCCGGGGUAUCCUGAGGCUUGUUCGUUGGCAAAAGGAGGCCAACAUCUUGGAAGAGCAUUUAAAAAAACGGAACUUGAAGUUCAGCAACCGUCAGCCCUGCUUGAGAAUUUUAAUUAUUCCGCAAACGUCACCUCCAAAGAAAACUCGGUUCUGUGUAAUCCCGGCACCCAGAUGCAGCCCAAACAAUUCCACAGUGAUCUUCCUCUUUUCCAGCUCAGAAGUGGGGAGAAGAAAUUACCACCCUUGUCCAGUGUGUCGUGUUCGACGAUCGGUGGGAAACAGUUCGAGGAAUUCACAGACAUCGCAGGGUUUAAGAAAUCUUGGCUCACAGACAGCCCCUUGCCGGGAGGUGACAAAGCGCAGGCCUCGUUCCCCCUUAACAUUGCUUACUACAAGGCUGGAAGAUUACUCGGUUCUAAAGACAUGUCGAAUCACUACCCACCCUGGUCAGAAGAAAUGGCUUCCUCGAGUCCUGCGGGUGCUUCGCACAAGGGCGAUGUCCCCACACAGGCUGCGUUUUCAGAGGACCCCCGACUUCCCAAAGGAGAUUCCUCAACCGGGAUUCCUGCCAGGCAGGCGUAUUCCUUUGGAGGCAGCUCUCUGGAACCAAGGACAGACAAAGCACAGCCUGAAUCGGGAGAGAUGCCCAGGAAGAAGCGCGUCUGGUUCUCCGAUGCACCAGCCAUAGACAGACAGAAGAAGGUCCACACGUUCUACUUAAGUGAUCUCCAGAUUUCUCAAACCAACAAGAAAAAUGGGCGCAUAGUGGGAGAGAUUGCCUUCCAGUUGGAUAGGCGCAUCCUGGCUCAUGUGUUUCCUGGCAUCACACGCCUCUAUGGAUUCACAGUGUCCAACAUUACUGAGAAAAUCAAGCAGAUCUCUAUGAAGUCCCUGGAUGGUUCUGUGGAUGAGAAAAAGUACCAAGUCAUGACCCAGCGCUAUUUAGACCUGAUCGCUCACCUGGAGAAGAUGGGCUACCAUACGGAUAUCCACCCAGCCUUUAGUGAGUUUCUCAUCAACACCUACGGCAUUCUGAAAGAAAGGCCGGACCUGAGUUCUGACCCCAUGCACAACAACCCCGCCGACCUUCGGAAGAUGGUGAUUGACAUUGUGCCACCCAAGUUCCUCGGCGACACCUUACUGCUUUUGAACUGUUUGUGCGAACUUUCCAAAGAAGACAACAAGGUCCUCUUUGCCUGGUAAUGCAAACUGCGACUCUCGCUCCCAGAUCUCUAAAAGGAAUAGAAAAUACACAACAUCUAUCUAAUAAA